Messenger RNA from Pecten maximus, 3220 nucleotides. Its product is annotated as patanin-like phospholipase domain-containing protein. The transcript is spliced from 5 exons. Gene Ontology annotation, molecular function: triacylglycerol lipase activity. The record is from RefSeq and is a predicted model, not a curated record. Gene Ontology annotation, cellular component: cytoplasm; membrane; lipid droplet. Gene Ontology annotation, biological process: lipid homeostasis; triglyceride catabolic process. Lineage: Eukaryota; Metazoa; Mollusca; Bivalvia; Pectinida; Pectinidae. The annotation marks the transcript as partial.
AACAUUAAAAAUGUAUAUCCGUAUUCUCUUUGUGUUGCUCCUAUAACCUACGUUGGUACAUGUAUCUUGUUUCCUUUGCAGAGGUAUGUAGACGGUGGUCUAAGUGACAAUAUCCCACAACUAAACAAUGACACAGUCACUGUGUCACCGUUUUGUGGCGAGAGCGACAUAUGUCCCCGAGAUCCGUCAGCCAACCUAAUGCACAUCACUCUGGCCAACACCAGCUUCCAGUGUUCUGGUGAUAAUCUGUAUCGCAUAAGCCGGGCACUCUUUCCACCCCACCCGGAAAUCCUCAGCGAUAUGUGCCAGGAGGGUUUCGAUGAUUGUCUCAAGUUUUUACAGAGAAACAAUCUGAUUUCUUGUACACGACACCUCAGUGUUCGAUCAGCCAUCGUUUCGGUAUCCAAAAGUCUGCCAGGAGCUGCAAUUGACGACCAUCUGGAGGAGGAAUCGUCUUCAGGAGAGGAAACUUCGGAGGAAGAAAUCGACGAGGUGUGUGAGGGGAACCAUGAGGAAGAUGAAGAAUGCACCGACUGUAAAAAGAAGGUUCAAGUGGCACUAAUAGACACACUGCCAGCACCGGUUGUUAAAGCUUUUCAGGCGACAACUGAUUCCAUGAACAAGGGAAUUAUUGGUUGUGUAAGACAGAACCGAGCAUUACGUCUACUGUUUGCCAUGGGUACGCCCUGGAUACUGCCUGCGGACAUACUCUAUACCUACACACUAAGGGCACUUCAGUAUUUACCAUCACUGCCAAAUGAUGUACGGACUUUGUAUGUGGAAGGGAGAGAACUCCUGCAGUAUUUGUUAUCCCACUUAUCUCGACACAGUAGGAAGUAUACAGCAAGGUUUACUUGUCAGCUGGCAAUAACGGAGGUGAAUUAUCCUAGUGGUGGGGACAUCGAGAGAGCUCUUGCAUCCAAUGAUCACUUCCUACCUGUUCCUGAGGAACCAAUUGUCCGUAACCUCAACAUUGGAUUCGCUGUUGAUUUUGAAACUGAUCGUCCAAACUCUAUUCAAUCUUUACGUAGCCUUGAGGGUCGAAUGGAGCACAUGGAUAUGAAUGGAAUCGAGCUCCUGUCACAGGGGCGGGGCCAGAAUGUGUCCAUCAGUACUGACUUGGAGCAGCUGCAGGCUUCAAAUGUCCCUUGCCAGCUCAUCUUUGACACAUUUGAACAAUGCCUCCACAUCUCCAAUGAAAUGGAGUCUGCUAUAGCUUAUUACUACAAGGAUGAAAACAAUUCCCAAACCUACAACUUCCAGGAGAUUUAUAACAUUGAUAAUGUGGACCUGGACAUUCCCAAUACCAUAGAGACAAUUAAGACCUCUAGCAGUACAGCAACUGUGUCAGACACCAGCAAAGCAUCAUGGGAUAGCUUUAUAGAACACAACCCAAACCUUGAACAGGAAGUUGAUGAACAUAUUCGACAGGAAGUAGUCCUACUGCCACAUGCACAUGAGAGCAAGCUGUCAGCUACUACAGUAUCAAACACAGUGACAACGCUGUGUGAUUCCUGAUGAUAAGUGGGUCACUUCAUAGUCAAAGAUGAGGAUUUACAGGACUGUGCUGAAUUUACAUAUAAAAAGUAUUUAUUUUUUUAUGAAUGAGACAUUUUUAUAUUUUGAGAUCAAAAUACUCUAAGAAAACUAGAAAAACAUUAAUUUUAAUUCGGUGUAUGCCAUUUGCUUAUAGUCAGUCAUGUUUAUUGGAAUGUUGCUGUUAUGUAAAUAAGACUUUCUUUACAAAUAUUUUAUUCCAUGUCUUAAAUGUUGUUAAGUUAUUAUGUUUUGUUAUUGUUAAACAUUUAUAGUGCCGAUAAUACUUUUAAAUUCUCACUUUUAAAACAUGAAUCAAGAUGCAGAAGUGAUUUUACAUGUAUGAAUCAGUUGUUGCUUUUAGAUUUGGUUUGAAAUACUUAAGUGUCUUUUUAAAAUGAUGUUUUUAAUAUGGGUAUUCUCAAGGUUCAAGAAAUAGCUACAGUGUUUUAAUUUAUUUGAUAAAACAAAGUAUUUAAAGAUUUAUUUUAUCAAAAUAACAAUAUACCUAUGUAAUACUGAGCUAUUUACUAUUCGUUGAUACAUUGUAUACAAAUGAAGUUUUAAGAUAUAGGAAAUCGUGUAAAUAACACUGAUAUGUGGUAAUAAUAUACAAAUAUAAAUACAUCAUACAGUAGUUAUUACGCUAGUCAGCAUUAGGAGGAUCACAGAUCAUGGUCUGUUCUGUGACCCAUGAUGUUACUUAAUAUCCUACUGGGUUGCUAGUCACGUGAUCUUCCAAAUACUUUAUUUACGGGUAUUGUUUUAAUCUGUGUUAGUCAUUCUCAGCCCCCACAAGCAGUACUUGUCAAGCAAUCACUUACACGAUGCAACAAAGGGAGAUUACUCUGAUUGAUCAGAAUGUUGUCAAUUCUAAAUGAAGAAUAUCCUGUUUGGGCAUUUAACCAUAAGUCAAGUGUUGUGUAGAUUGUUUAUAGGAUAUUGUACACCAAUACAGUUAGAAUAAUCAAACAAAUGACUGCUUAAUUUAAAGUUACUGAUAUAAAACUUUAGAAUAAAAAUGCUUAUUUAACACUUCAGAAGAAAAUGUUCAUUAAAAGUACAAAAAAUAAAUAAAUAAACAAAAUAAGUCAAUCUUAGAAUUAUUGUGUUUGUCACACGCCUGACUUUUGAGAAAAAUGUUAAAUGAUAAGUUAAAGUAAUGUAAGACAGGUAUGAAAUGUAGAAUUGUUGAAUGUUAGUUUCUUUGUUCUGACAGUAUUGCUAUUGUUUGUUGUUAGUGUAAUGAGUUCAUAUCAAUAGUGCAGUACUAAUCAAUUAUAACUUAAUAUCUAUGUAACAAUGCACAAGUAUAUAUAUAUACACACACAUUAGCUAAUAUGCAAGUUUGCCUUCUUUAUUGUUAAUGAGUUGUAGAACAGUUUUCUGAUCAGCAUUGUGUUGAAUAUGUAGUUAUACUGUGUAAGUAGUCCAAAUAAUUCUCAUGUUUUAUCAUUUUUUUGUUAUAUCAUUGUGGCAUUGGAUGAUCGACACCAGAUCAUUAUAAGAAAAAAAAGUUGAUAAAACAUCAGAAUAAUUGGGACUGCAGUGUCAGCAAAAAAGCUUGUGGUAAACUGAAUAUACUUGGUAUUAACUUAGUAUAUUAUGAAAUGCUUUGUAAUUUUUUUUACACAAAGGAUUGUUUAUGGUAUUAAAUUAAAACAAAAUAAAAGCUAACAUAUCA